AUGUGCCUGGACAAAAAGGCGGUGCCCACAGGCUGGAGGAGCAGUCUGGGGACAAUCUGCAGUCCAGGAGCUUUAAUGAAACACAACGCGGAUGCAGUGACCUAUGAGGACGUGCAUGUGAACUUCUCUUGGGAAGAGUGGGCUUUGCUGGAUCCUUCUCAGAAGAAUCUCUACAAAGAUGUGAUGCUGGAAACCUACUGGAACCUCACUUGCACAGGCUACAAAUGGGAAGACCACAAUAUUGAAGAAUAUUGUCAAAAUUCUAGAAGACAUAGAAGGCAUGAGAGAACUCAUAGUGGAGAGAAACCGUAUAAAUGUAAUCAGUGUGCUAAAGCCUUUCAACUUAAAAGUCAUCUUCAGAGACAUGAAAGAAUUCAUAGUGGAGAGAAACCCUAUAAAUGUAAUCAAUGUGCUAAAGCCUUCACAAAUAAGAGUCAUCUUCAGAGGCAUGAAAGAAUUCAUAGUGGAGAGAAACCCUAUAAAUGUAAUCAGUGUGCUAAAGCCUUCACAUGUAAGAGUCAUCUUCAGAGGCAUGAAAGAAUUCAUAGUGGAGAGAAACCCUAUAAAUGUAUUCAAUGUGGUAAAGCCUUUUCAUGGAAGAGUGAUCUGCAAAGACACGAAAGAAUUCAUACUGGAGAGAAGCCCUAUAAAUGUAAUCAAUGUGCUAAAGCCUUUCCAGAUAGGCAUUAUCUUAAGAAGCAUGAAAGAAUUCAUACUAAAGAGAAACCCUAUAAAUGUAAUCAGUGUGAUAAAGCCUUUUCACAUAAGAGUUAUCUUAAGAUGCAUGAAAGAAUUCAUGCUGAAGAGAAACCCUAUAAAUGUAAUCAAUGCACUAAAGCCUUUCCACAUAAAAGUUAUCUUAAGAUGCAUGAAAGAAUUCAUACUAAAGAGAAACGGUAUAAAUGUAUUCAAUGUGCUAAAGCCUUUGCACAGAAGAAUCAUCUUCAGGUACAUGAAAGAACUCAUACUGGAGAGAAACCCUAUUCAUGUAGUCAGUGCGCUAAAGCCUUUGCACAGAAGAUUCAUCUUCAGGUACAUGAAAAAACUCAUGUACCUAUAAAUGUAAUCAAUGUGCUAAAGCCUUUACCCACAUAA
This is a messenger RNA of Acomys russatus (golden spiny mouse), 1095 nucleotides long. Its product is annotated as zinc finger protein 431-like. The record is from RefSeq and is a predicted model, not a curated record. NCBI's taxonomy places the organism in Eukaryota, Metazoa, Chordata, Mammalia, Rodentia, Muridae. Gene Ontology annotation, molecular function: RNA polymerase II cis-regulatory region sequence-specific DNA binding; DNA-binding transcription activator activity, RNA polymerase II-specific. The transcript is spliced from 4 exons. Bases 1 to 1095 code for a protein of 364 amino acids. Gene Ontology annotation, biological process: regulation of transcription by RNA polymerase II. Gene Ontology annotation, cellular component: nucleus.